Molecule: messenger RNA, 936 nt
Organism: Verticillium dahliae VdLs.17
Lineage: Eukaryota; Fungi; Ascomycota; Sordariomycetes; Glomerellales; Plectosphaerellaceae
Product: NmrA family protein
Exons: 1
Coding region: 1-936 (311 amino acids)
Source: RefSeq, a predicted model, not a curated record
AUGGCUAUCUAUCUCGUCACUCAAGCUACCGGCCACCAGAGCCAACACACCAUCACCCAUCUCCUCGCGUCAGGCGCGAAGGUCCACGCCGUCGUGCGCAACCCUCAGAAGAUCCCAUCAGUUCUAGAACGCCCUGGCGUCACCAUAUUCAAGGGAGAAAGUACAGAUGCCGAGGCCGUAGCCCGAGCAGCUCAGGGCUGCACCGGCGUCUUCCUGAACACGUUCCCCAUCCCAGGCCUCGAACUGUCACAGGCGCAGACCAUCAUCGAGGCGUCCAAGAAGGUCGGCAUCAAGACCAUUGUCGCAUCAACGACUUUUUUUGCGCACGAAAAGGCCAUGUGGGAUACCCCGAUCACCAAGGAGACACUGCUCCACGGCUACUUCUCCUCCAAGUAUGACGUCGAGGAAGCUGUCAAGGCGGCCGGCUUCGAGGCGUACACCAUUCUCCAGCCUGCCUUUUGCCAUUUUGACUUUCUCCUGCCCAACGCGCCGCAGAACUUCCCCGCGCUCUCGACGCGCGGCGAGCUCGACCAUGCUAUGGACGACGGCGCGACGAUGCUCUACACGGACGCCGACGACAUUGGAGCGUACGCCGCCGCCGCGCUCCUCGACCCCGCCAAGUUCGACAAGCAGGUCAUCGCCAUGGGCCACGAGAACCUGACCAUGGAGGAAGUGGCGCAAAUCGUCUCGAGGGUCAGCGGCAAGACUGUCUUGGCGAAGAAGCGGAGUGCUGAAGAGAUCGAGCAGGUCAAGGACACGCUGUUCACGCAGCGCUUCCACCUCUGGGCCAACGCCACUGACUUGAGUGAGGGGGCCGUGGCUGCCAAGGCUGUGCAGGCCAAGUUUGGCAUCCCCUUCACCUCGCUCGAGGAUGCGCUGACAAGGGAGAAGACUCGUCUGCUCGAAUGUUUGGCUGUCUUGGAGAGUGUCCAGUAG